AUGCCCUUCAGCAUCAAGUUAUGGAUAUUCAUACAGCUCUUAUGGAGACCAAGGCCACCAUCUUUCUUGACUCCCGAGAAAGAGGAAGAAAUUGCAAAGAACUUGAAAAAGUAUAGUAAGAAAUAUGAAGCAGAGAUUAAAGAUGUUUCGUUGCAGCAGAGUGAGCAGGAGCGUGAGAAGCGUAGGAUCUUGAAAGAAGAUUGGGAGAAGUGGGUCAACGAAUGGAAGCUGAUGCAUGAAGAAGAGAAGUUAGAGAGUCAAAAUCUGAGGGACAGAGAAGCUAGUGACAAGGAAGAGGAAUAUGAGGCAAAGGACAUUGAAGUCGAGGAGGAAGUAGUCGAAGUUAACAAAGAAAUCCUUCACUUUGAGUAUGAGCGAGAGUGCGGUAGUGAAGUAUGUAACUUACUGGACUGGAGUUUGUGGUAG
Medicago truncatula (barrel medic) is the source of this 426-nucleotide messenger RNA. RefSeq names its product eukaryotic translation initiation factor 3 subunit B. NCBI's taxonomy places the organism in Eukaryota, Viridiplantae, Streptophyta, Magnoliopsida, Fabales, Fabaceae. The transcript has a single exon. Gene Ontology annotation, biological process: translational initiation. Bases 1 to 426 code for a protein of 141 amino acids. Gene Ontology annotation, molecular function: translation initiation factor binding; RNA binding; translation initiation factor activity. Gene Ontology annotation, cellular component: eukaryotic translation initiation factor 3 complex. The record is from RefSeq and is a predicted model, not a curated record.